Messenger RNA from Paramuricea clavata, 4771 nucleotides. NCBI's taxonomy places the organism in Eukaryota, Metazoa, Cnidaria, Anthozoa, Malacalcyonacea, Plexauridae. The record is from the annotation of a GenBank genome assembly.
AUGGAUAUCAAGCACAGAGAACCGAGUUUGUACGAAGCAGAAAUCCCUCCAGAGUGGCAAAGUAAGCUGUUUAGAUCAGCAAUGAGUGCACUGCAUGAUGACUUGCAAUAUUUUAUCUACCAAUUUGAUGAAGAUGAUUUGCAGCUUAUUAAUAAGGAUUACCAAAGUUGUCCAUUUAAGACAUAUGAGUUGAGGAAAGUGCAAACAUUUGAAGCAAGAGUACAUGACCACCAAACUAAAUUACAGGAAAUCAGUGAAGAGUUGUGUGAAAUGGAGGUUGCUGCUUUGAAAAGGACAGCAUCAAAGCUGAAUCUACUGCAAGCAUGCAUUGUUAGCUAUAAAGAAAACCUCAAUAAAGCACAUCCUAGUAGUGCUGAAAUGAUAAACUCAAUGAAUGACUGUCUGGAACUAUUGAGCGAAAUCAAGCUCCCAAAGUUAAAGUCCAGGAUUGUUGACCUUACUGAUGCUGGACCUGGUGUUGGAAUCACCAACCACGAGGUUAAAUUCCGGACUGUGGAAGAAGCAAGAUUCAUGAACUAUGACUACUACAUCCGCCAUCAUCUAGCACAUAGAGUUAGUAGUCACAAUGAAGUGGAGAGAAUUCAGAGUUAUGUAGGUAAGGUGAAGAUAUUUUCAACUUUCAGUUUUUAGUUUAUAAUAAUACAUACUUAACUAGUCCUGCCCCCCCCCCCCCUCAAUCUCCCUAACAAAUUUGGCUCAAACAGUAUAUACAUCACUAUAUACUUAAUUUAUUGUUUUCACAGGAGAUGCUGUGUGCGAUGGAGGUGCUUUAGAUUGGGAGUAUAAGAAAACAUCCGAUAUACUAUCCAACUUGGAUGUGUCCACAGUGACCACAAGAAAGCUUGAAGAGCUAGAAAUGGAGAGAAUGAAAUUCAAUGCAUUCCAGGUGCAGUUACUGCAGUAUAUGGAAGAUAUUUCUUUCAUUACAUAUGCAUGCAUAAAUAAACAGAUUGAAUUUUAUUACCCUUUCCCCAGAUAAUUUUCAUCAGUGAAUAUACUGUAUGUCAAAACAAUUGCAACUUUGCAUUUCAGGUAGCCAAAGAAGUGUCAGACAGGAUUGACUGUGCAGUGGCACCUGAUGGUUUUAUGAAGAGUUUUGUGAGCUGUGCAGCAGAUCAAUUAUUCUACUGGGAUAAGCCCUAUCUUACAGAUUUCAUUGAGAGGAAAAACAACUUGAUUGUUCCAGGUCACAACUACUUCUCAAAGGUCGAGAAAUUUUUAAAGAAUCAUGCCCAAACAGGUGAGAAGUACUUUGAGAUUGUGAAGUUUGCUUGUCAAAAUAAUGACAACUCUGCAUGUUCAAACUGUCUUGUAUCUGGUUGGGUUGAUGCUGUUUGCCACCGUAUACCGGAGCCGAUGCCUGAUUAUACCUCAAAUAAAUUUAAGUACUUGCAUGUCAAAGAUACCCCUAGUGAGAAAGAUGGAGCCCCUAGACCAGUGGAUCAAUUCAAUCCAAGGGUACAGUUAAAGGAUUUGUUCCAACAAGGUGCAGUGAAGAAUGAAGACCAUGCAACAAUAACUAGUUUUGCAGAAAAGUGCAUUGUCCCUGAGAGUGUUGUGAAAUUUGCUCUGGAUGACCUGAUUUUCAAAACCAUGACUAAAGAGGUGAAAAAAAGAGAAACUAGAUUAAGGAGAGAAACAGAGAAGAAGCAGGGUUUUGAUGACAUCAACUGGUUGGGCAAAGUUGAGGAUGGAAGCAUCAAGAAUCUGCUUGUUGAAACUCUCAAUAAAUACUUUAUCAUGUACAACAUGAAGGAAUGUUUGAAAGUGCAAAAGGGAGCAAAAAUCGAGGUGAUUUCGAGACAUGUGAGAACACAAAGUGUAUGUGAAACAGGAGAUAACAUUGUGGACCAAGGUGAAGAGAUGGAUGAUGAGAAUGAUUUUGAAUUAUCAGAUGAUGAUAUGGACGAGGUAAGAAGUUGGUAUGAUUCAUAUAGAAUAUAAUAUUGCAUGCUUCGUGUAAAAGAAAUUAUUGAAUGUUCAUUCUUAAUAUGUAAGCUUUCUAGCAAUCCAGUCCUGACAGACUGUAGGCAUACAGUAUAGAAUUAAUAUUUUUUGUCUGUUCUUUUUGUGUCUUCAAUAUAGGUCAUUAACUGCACAACUGAGGCGGAAUCUGAUAUUAGUGAUCUUGAGGUUCAGGGGGAUGAAGAAGAUGAGUCCUCUGAUGCUGAAAGCCAGAUGGAUGGUUUAUUUGUGGCUACAAGAAGUGGCAGGAUUGCAGGCAAUUGGAGACUUUCUUCAUAUAUUGGUAAGAAAAAUAUAAAUGUUAUAAAAACGCCUUGUGCUUUAAACAGGUUAAGUAAUUAUCUUUUAUUUCUAACACUUUUUAUAAAAUAUUCUUUACAGCUGCAAGUAAACAAAUAUGAGGGCAGGAAAAAUGGUUGCGAAACUGUGAGUCAUUGAAUUCAGAAUGUGGGGGGGGGGGCUAUGAAAUAUGUUGUCUCAAUAAGGGGGGGGGCAUAAAACAAUUUUGGUAGAAAAAUAAGGGGUCAUGAAAAAUUUUAGCUAUUUAUAAAAAUUUCCUCCGGCCCCCUACCCGGCAUUAAUAAUGACUGGUCCCUUAGUACGGUAUAUGCAUGUCAGUAACUUCAAAUAUUAACCCAUUGAGUGGCAGCACUUUCCCCCUGACGAGUAAAAUAAUAAAGUGGGGUGCAUCUGGGCACAUUGCCACUUAAUUUAAAGGGUUAAUCAACUUGUAUUUCAUCACUGACUACCUCAUGCUAGUAUGUUAUGCACAUCACUGCAGAUUAUGCAUUAUUCUGCAUAUAGUACUAUUGUAUCUAGUAAAAGAGACACUUUAAAAUGCAUUGCCCGUGAUGGAUGGGUGAAUGCCCAGUGCAAAGAAAGCUUUAAGGAGUUUAAUGGUAGACAAUUUAUAAAUACGUACUGUAUACAGUAAAUUAAAUUUAAUAUCUUAUUUACAAUUUUCAGGCACUGCUGCUCAUGACAGACUAGAAACCACUCUUACAAAGAAAGUUCUAUUGAAUGACAUAAGAAUGCUGUCUCCAGAUGCCCAGACAAGUGCAGUAGAAGGUUUCCAUGCCACGUUAAACUUCUGGCACCCUAAGAUGAUCCACUUUUCUUGGUUAGGUACUACAUGCAGGUACAUACAGUAAUUUGAUUCCUUUGAAAUUGAUAUUAAAAAUCUAAUGUGUACAAUACAAGCUGUAAUUAUUGAUAACUUAUCAUUUCUAUGGCAAAUAGGCACACAUUCUGGUAAGUCUCCACUUUAAUGAAAAUAUCAGUAGGGAAACCAAAAAAUUUAUAAGUGGAUCAAAGUACUACAGAGUAACAUGUCCAAAGUUUUAGCUUGGUGAUGAGGUUGUAAGAGAAGUUCCAGUUUCACCGACUUAUGGUAAGAGUAACACCUUUUGAAAGGGAGUUUUAAUGACGUUUAGAAAUGGUGAAAUAAUUUUAGUCAUACUACUUUCAUUAGCAACAUUAGUGCUAGUGUAUGUUUGCUUGAAAUCCAAGUUAUUAUUGUAUUUUUCAGGUAGACUGAUGCAACUUCACUGCAGUAUCUUCAAUAUGGGCUGGCACUAAUGUGACAUUUUUCUUAUAGGAUAUGUUGACUCCAUGAAAGAAUUCUUGUUUUCUUUCAGUCGUAAAGAAAUGAAAACUAUAUUAUCAAAGUAUACCAAGAAAACUCCAAAGCCUCUCAACUCCCAGUUUUCUGAGAAACUAUCCAAAUCACAGGCAGUCAAGAAAUUUCAAGCUAACCAACAAAGAAACAACACCCCCCUUUUUCCACCAGGUGCAGUGCUAGUGUGAAGUAUAUUGUAGUUCUAUUCCUGAAUUAUCAAUAACCUCAACUGGCAGUACCCUGCUCACUGACAAGUAAUAUCAUCUGGAUUUAGGUAGCAGAGUAACAAACUAAAGUAGGGUGCAUUUAAGUGCACUGCCAGCUGUUGGUUUAACCCUUUAAUUAAGUGGCAAUGUGCCCAGAUGCACCCUACUUUAUUAAUUUACUGUAUAACGCCAGAUGAUUUUACUCGUCAGGGGGAGAGUGCUACCACUCAAUGGGUUAAAGACGAUCAUUGAAAUUGAAAUCUACAGUAUGAAAUAAUUCAUACAAAAAGUAUCCUGCCCAUGGAGAACUCCUGGGGCCAAAAAAAAUGUGGGUUUCCAGUUUCCCGACCCUACCUAGCUUUUGGACGUCGAAAUCCGACCCUAAACUUUUUUAUUGGAUCAUGGUUGUAAGUGUUUCCACUUAGAGGAAAAAGUUUCUGGAAAAUUGAAAUUUGAGGCAAUAUUAGGGAAAUUUAUCUUUGUUUGUGGAAGCACUGACUAAACAAAAUGGUGUCCGCUUUUUCGGAAAAUUAAAAAAAAAGUUUAAAAAAAAAGUUAAAACUGACCUACCCUACCUAAGUUUUUAUAAGAAGAAACCGGAAACCCACAUUUUUUUUUGGCCUGGUUAGAAAUUGGGAAGUUGAACACUUAGCUUCACACACCUUUAUUAAUACUCAGGCAGGGUGCUACCCUACUUGCCACACCCCUCUAUGGUAUCAUUUUUUCUUCAUGGGAAAAGUAUAUUUUUUUAUAUUGGAAAUGUGUUUGAUAGUAGUGUCUUAACCUAUUCUGUCUUAAUGUUUUAAUAUUUUUUGUUACAGUGGCUGACCAAGAUACCUUGCUCGAAACAAUGGUUGAAGCCACACAAAGUACCAAGAGCAAUGUCAGGAAGGCUCCCAUGUGUAGAAAAUGCAAGCAACCAAUGAAGGGACAUUCUAAAGCAAAGUGUAAAGCCAAUUAA